UUUUCGCGCGUUUUUACCGUUCUUAAUGUUUCAUUCGAUAGCGAACACGUAUUUGGAUAUUUCGAAGUCUUUCAAAACGUAUUAGUUUCUAUUCAUAAAUAUAUGCUAAAAUAACGAUACACACGAAUAUAAUGAGUUCAUCGCUUGAAAUAACAAAUUGGACUCCUGAAUAUUUCAUCGCAAACAAAUCAAGUUGUAACAGCGUUUUAGAGUGUACAGAGGCUUUAAUGAAAAUUCCUUUACUGAACAAUGAACCUGUACAUAACUUUAGAAAUCAGCAAUUAGUCAGAUUCAAAGGAAUGAUUCAAGAUAUGCAUAAUCCUGAAUACUAUUUCAAGCAAUACGAGGUGAAAAAUAUUGAAACAGAGGCACGCGAAGUCAGGUGUGGAAUGUACAUGGACUGUGCUAAGUGCUUGCCAGAAGAAGAAAUCUUGUUAGAUUCAGACCAAAAUGAAAAUUCGGAAAGGCACACAUGUAUCGUCAUAUCGAUUCCUGGGUUAAACAAUUGGGCAAAGGAAAAGAACGAAUCUCCGCGUGGUUCGAAUACCUUAGUAAAAAGUAGUCAGAAAAGAAAUUUAGACGCAAACGACGACACGAUGAUGGAGUGUUUCGAACCAAUUCGUAAAAAAGAAAAAUUUCCAUUGACCCCGGACGACGAAAAAAUGGAUAUUAACGAUCACGACAUGGGUCAGCGUCAAAUACUUUCAAAAGAAUAUAUAUUGAAUUUUCCAAUACCUAUAGAAGAUGGCAAAGCAUGUAUAGUGAAGACAUACGAAGAUGUAUCUUUAAAAUUGAACGAGAUUAUCGAAGUAGUUGGGUUUAUAUCUUUAGAUCCUCUUUUAACAACUAUUCAUGAUGGAGAGGACGGGACCAUGACGGAAGCAGAAACGAACGUUCAUCAUCCACCUGCUUCUCUCGUUCCUCGAUUACAUGCUGUAAAAGUAAUUCACUUAAAUAAACAGAAAGUAAAGAAUGGGCCAGAAAUAAUAUCUAAGGCAGAAUUAAUAAGAAACGAUCUUCAUUUGGUUUUGAGCCAGCUUCUUUUCGGAGAUCAGUUGGCCGCUGAUUAUUUAAUCUGUCACUUACUUUCAUCCGUUUAUAUGAGAAGAGAUUACUUUUGUCUUGGUAAUUAUCCAUUAAAUAUAACACAUUUUCCUGCAACGAAAUACAAAUCGUUUACAAAAGAUCUGUAUAAAUUUUUAUCGCUAUUUACCGAAAAAAGUCAUCUACUGGAAAUCACUUUAGAAAGUUUAAACGAUUUAACGUUAUCGCCAAAAAAAGAUUACGAGUGCAACAGGCUGACCAGCGGAGUACUUCAACUUAGCGAUAAUACUCAACUGGUGAUAGAUGAAACUGGAUUAACCACAGGGCAAAUAACACAAGCAGGACGUGAAAAUUACAAUGCAAUUUGCGAUUUAGUUAAUUUUCAAAGGAUUACGUAUGACUUUAAAUUCUAUAAAAUGGAGUACGACAGCGAUAUUCCAGUUUUAAUUUUAUCCGAAGCAAAAUCUUUUAUUCCUUGUCAAAAUCAAGUUAUGUUGAAAAUAGAUGCGGAAUCGGGGAACAUCUACUCCGAAAUAAUCGAAAUUGCGGAGCAAUACUUGAAAAAUGAAAAUCGAUUGAAAGAUAUUCGAUUAUAUUUAGCGGCUGUACGAAAGGCAAAAUUCGAAUUCAACGAGAAUGUUACGAAGGAAAUUCAAAAUGACUUUAUAAAAUUAAGACAAACAUACAAAAGCGUAAACAGUGAUCAUUUGCACGCGUUAAUGAUACUUGCCAGAUUAUUAUCGUUAUCGCAUGGAUCGAGCACUUUGAAUACGGAGUAUUGGAAGAAAGCAGUCGAAAUGGAGACAGAACGAUUAAGUCGAUUAGCAGAAAAAAGGUCCAAUUCCAACCGACAUUGGCACAUUCUACAAUCUCGGAGCUGCAAGCAAAAUUCAUGUUUGAAAAUACCACAAAUUAAUACCUUUAGUUUUACCUGAUUUUUGCAUUUAUCUAUACAAAUUUCCAACUGCUUUCUAUUUUCUUCCAAAAUCUCUAGUUCUUUGAACAAACAUUUUUCUGUGUUGUCGUGCACAAGUUCGGUAUCUGCGUAACAAAAAAAAAAAAAAAAAAAG
Megachile rotundata (alfalfa leafcutting bee) is the source of this 2114-nucleotide messenger RNA. RefSeq names its product mini-chromosome maintenance complex-binding protein. Gene Ontology annotation, molecular function: chromatin binding. Gene Ontology annotation, biological process: DNA-templated DNA replication. The record is from RefSeq and is a predicted model, not a curated record. Lineage: Eukaryota; Metazoa; Arthropoda; Insecta; Hymenoptera; Megachilidae.